UUACCAGCAUGAAGCUCCUAGUGGUUCUUGCCAUCAUCGGCGCAGCUUACGCCGACUUCCACACUUUCAAUCAAAGAUAUCCCAUCGAAAGUCGAGAACAAGACGGCCCUUACCAGCCCUCUGGAUGGAGACCCUCGGGCCCUCGUUUCUCCCUUCCGGCUCGUCAACAAUUGCCCAGACAAGAUUUCGCGUUUAGUCUGCCAGCCCGUCAACAGCUGCCGCGUCAAGAGUUCAGCCCUCCGCCUCAAACUUACGGCCCUCCACCCACUUACGGGCCCCCAGCCCAGGAAUAUGGCCCGCCAGAAGCUACGACAACCGAGGCCCAAGAGAUUACUACGACCGAGCUGCCCACAACCACCGAAAACGUUGUUGAAGAGGCCGAACAACUCAACGAUUCACAGAAGGAGAACGAAGUGAAGGAAAAUGAGAAAUUGACCGAAGAGAAUUCCGCGGUUUCUGAACAAGGAAUUUAUUAUAUCUAUCAUCCGAGUGGGUUAUUGCAGAGGGUUAUUUAUAUGACCAAAGAUGAUGUGCCAAAUAUGGCCUACAGUGCUCAACUGAAGUACGAGAAUGUUGAGCCCAUUCGAGAGCCGAUCUACACUUAUGACCCCAAAACUCUCAUUUUCAGGCAGCUGCAGAUAUAAAAUUUGCUGGGAGAAAUAAGGGAGGAUCGUUUUAUUGCAUAAUUUAUUUUUGUUAGGAUAUUUAUUGUUGUUAUUUAUUCUGCAAGAGGGCGAUGCAUAACUUAUAGGUUCGCAUUGUGUGAAAACUUAAAAAAUAAAAUAAAAGAUUCCAAAUG
This is a messenger RNA of Zophobas morio, 799 nucleotides long. RefSeq lists its product as uncharacterized. The transcript has a single exon. Lineage: Eukaryota; Metazoa; Arthropoda; Insecta; Coleoptera; Tenebrionidae. The record is from RefSeq and is a predicted model, not a curated record. Bases 9 to 644 code for a protein of 211 amino acids.